AUGGCUACUCGUUGUGCAUGCUAUGUGACAUCUAAACUUAGAGUCUCCAACAACAUCUUAUUUACCUUUGCAAAAGACUACGAAAAUGGUGUGAUCAGCAUCGAUAGAUCUUCCGGCAAAGAACUGUGGAAAGCUAACAUUAAUGAAUCUGCUCGUUACAUUCAGUGUGGUAAAUUGGAUACGCCUCAACAAGAAACUUGUAUCGUCAUGGACGGAGAAGGACGUUUAAAACUCAUAAAUCCUUUAGAUGGCAGUGUAUUGUGGAGUCGAGACAUUCAGGAAGAGGAGAAGCCAUCUCUUCCCCUCAUUCUUCCCGACUGUAACAACGAUAAUCUCGAGGAAGUUGCUGUGGCUGUCUCAAAAUCGAAGAUCAAGAUUGUUUUUGGUGGUGGAAGUGUUGUUUCAUUCGUGACUGUUUCUGGGUGCGAUGCAAUUCCAGUGAAACUCACAGCUUGGAACACUACAGAAAACACAACGGAUCUGCUUUUUGUCUGUCAAAGAAAAGAAAAUGAAGUAUUGGUGAGAGUACCUGAGAGCAAAUGGUGCUUGUACAGCACUACACCAAAAUUAGACACAUCGAUAUUAACAUCCAGAAACUCUGGAGUUCUGUCUUCUUCGCUACUUCUACCAACGGAGGAAAGUUUAGUUCUGUGGACUGAGAGUGAAGUUACACUUCUGGAAACAAAUGGAACACAGCGCUGGCAGGUAUCAAGUGGACCGCACUCAUCGCAAAACCGUUUUGCAUUGUUUGGAAAAUUUGAUGGCAAAGAAAAACAAGUUGCACUUUUUAGCAGUGACUUCUUGACCGGCUUUCAGGUAAGCACAUUCUUUGUCUUAGAA
Messenger RNA from Stegodyphus dumicola, 840 nucleotides. RefSeq lists its product as uncharacterized. Gene Ontology annotation, molecular function: protein binding. NCBI's taxonomy places the organism in Eukaryota, Metazoa, Arthropoda, Arachnida, Araneae, Eresidae. The record is from RefSeq and is a predicted model, not a curated record.